This is a messenger RNA of Impatiens glandulifera, 2595 nucleotides long. Its product is annotated as probable inactive DNA (cytosine-5)-methyltransferase DRM3. The coding region runs from base 245 to 2350 and encodes 701 amino acids. Gene Ontology annotation, cellular component: nucleus. The record is from RefSeq and is a predicted model, not a curated record. NCBI's taxonomy places the organism in Eukaryota, Viridiplantae, Streptophyta, Magnoliopsida, Ericales, Balsaminaceae. The transcript has 11 exons.
AAAAACAGAACAUCAAACAAGCCCCCUGGAUGAAACAGCCCUCAUCAGAACACUUGCGAAGCUCAGAUUUUCUCUCUCUGCCGCAUGCAAAUUGCGGGAUCCCCAAAUCGCGAUAAGGGCGCGCAGAAUCUUCAUCUUUUGUGAAUUAACAGACAGUGAAGAAUCUGCAGAGGGCCUCCUGGUUGACCAAAGAACUAAGCAUUUUGAUAUAGUAUGCCCAAAAGUUGAGAUUUUGGGCCUCAAUAUGAUAUCAGAAGAUAUGCACCAGAGACAUAUAAGGGAUGCUUCUGCAAGUUCUUCUGGAAGCAAACUGAGAUUUUCCCUGAUUGACAUGGGAUUCACACCAUCUGUUGUGGACAAAGUUAUUGAAGAGAAGGGCGAAGAUGAUGCUGACUUAAUCAUGGAGACUAUAUUCUCAUAUUCUAAAUCUCCAGUUGCAAGAUCAGAUUCUCUUGAUGAUUUGUUGAUUGAUAAUAAGGAUGAAAUAGCUGUAGUUGGUCAUUUGAAAGAGAUUCAACAGGUUCUUCAUAAAUCCAACUCAUCAGAUUCUCUUGAUAGCUUAUUUGGUGAUCAUGCGGUAUUAAGCACUUCCUUCGAAGUUGUAGAUGUCGUAUAUCCCAAAGAGGAGCCAGAUGUUUCUUCUGGAGAACAUGUUGACAAAAGGGCAGCCUUGUUGAUGAUGAAUUUCCCCUUGGAUGAAGUUAACUUUGCACUAGCUAAGCUUGGUGAGAGUGCUCCAGUCAGUGACCUUAUGGACUUCAUCUUUGCUGCUCAGAUAGAUAGAAAGCAUAAGCAGGCUGCAGAUGCUCAAACUCAAAAUGCAGAAGGAAAGAGCAAGGAUGAUAAUGCUGAGUCACUGUUUGGGACUAUGGAAAAGACUUUACGCCUUCUUGAAAUGGGAUUCUCUGAGAAUCAGAUAUCUGCUGCCAUUGAUAAGUAUGGUGUCCAAGUGCCUGUUUCUGAGCUUGCUGGAUAUAUUUUUGAAGAUCAUCAUAUUGGUGAAAAAUCUGAGAAGGGAAAGAGUGGAAAUAUCUCCGGUUCUUCAAGCUACCAAUUUCCUCCACCAUUUGAAAUAAAAACAGAGGACUUCACUACCGAAACUGUUCCUCAUUUUAGGGACACUAACACGGAGAGAUACAUGGGAAAAAGGCCUAAAGAAGAAUACAAUGACGAUCUCGAAGCCCUAAAAAGGCCAAAACAAGAAUAUGACGAUACAUUCCAUACCGUUGCUAACCCGAUAUAUGGAGAUAAGAAAAAACACGAUUCCAUAUCAUCAAAGUCUCAAUCACUUUCAAUAAGGAAAGAGCCCCGCAAGAAAAUAGCUAAAGAUGCAGCUCUACUCUCCAAGCCAAAAUCAUGCAGGAGUCUCGAUCAAGCUGCUGCAAAACCUCCUUAUUUCUUCUUCGGAAGCGUCUUGGAUUUAUCGCAAAACUCCUGGACAAAAAUAUCACAGUUCCUUUUUGCAAUCGAACCAGAGCUUACAAACACUCAGUACUUCUCGGCAAUGAUUAGACAGGAAGGGUAUGUCCAUAAUCUUCCAACCGAACCAAGAUCUCAUAUUCUUCCAAAGCCUUCAAUGACUAUCAAGGAAGCAUUACCACACACGAGAAAAUGGUGGCCUUCUUGGGAUACUAGGAAGCAGUUAAGCUCCAUAAAUCCCGAAAUUGAUGGGAUUUCGCAAGUAUGUGAGAAGCUAGGACAAAUAGUAUCUAACUCUAACGGUAUUCCUUCGGUUGAUCAACAGAUGAACAUUAUCCAUCAGUGUACGUCCCGGAAUCUUCUGUGGGUGGGUCAUAAUAAACUGGGAUCGUUAGAUCCCGAACAUCUCGAGGCUAUAAUGGGUUAUCCGAUAAAUCAUACACAGGCAAACGAGUUUAGCCGAAUUGAAAGACUUCAAACUCUUAAACAGAGCUUUCAGAUAGAUACACUUGGUUAUCAUCUUUCCUCACUCAAGACUUUGUUACCUAAUGAUUUGGUGGUUCUGUCGAUUUAUAGUGGAAUAGGUGCAACGGAGAUUGCUUUGAAUCGGCUUGGAUUUCAACUUAAGGGUGUUGUAUCGGUUGAGCCGAGUGAGGUGAAAAGGAAGAUUUUGAACAAAUGGUGGGAGAAUAGUGGGCAGAGUGGAGAGCUAGUGCAGCUUGAUGAUAUUCAGAAGUUGUCUACUAAUAAACUGGAGAGUUUGGUUAAGAAAUUUGGGAGGUUUGAUUUUGUGAUUUGUCAGAACUUGUCGAAUGGGAACCCACACAAGAAUGGGGCUAGUGAUAGCUUUGGGGGUCUAGAUUUCUCGUUGUUUUGCGAGUUUGUUCGUGUGCUGCAACGGGUAAGGGCUAUGAUUGGCAGAACCAAGUGAGUAUCUUAGUUACUUGUUUCUUAGAUAAGUCUUUGGUAUUAAAAGAAACUUGACUCUUAAGUGUAUGAGCUGAGCAGAGCAGAUAGAUAGAUAUCUUUAGAACUCAACCUGCCUACAUUUCAAUAUCUCUCUGUCUUUGAAUGUGUCUCUCUUUCUGCCUAAUUGCAAAAUGCAAUAGGGAUGAUUGACUCUUAAACCGAUCUUGUGGAUUAUGUGAUAUUAGUAAUAAUGGCUUCAUUUUGAAA